Messenger RNA from Coniophora puteana RWD-64-598 SS2, 1077 nucleotides. RefSeq lists its product as uncharacterized. The record is from RefSeq and is a predicted model, not a curated record. NCBI's taxonomy places the organism in Eukaryota, Fungi, Basidiomycota, Agaricomycetes, Boletales, Coniophoraceae. Bases 1 to 1077 code for a protein of 358 amino acids. The transcript has 6 exons.
AUGAAGUUUGCACCUCUUCUUACUGCGCUCCUAUACGCAGGCGCAGCACGCGCUUGGUUCCGUGUUGCGUGUACGACGCCUCUUGUCGAAGAGCGCAUUGACCCAAUCGUUUCUCCUGGUGUGAUUGGCACUAACCACGUUCACGUCGUCCAUGGCUCUGACGGCUUUAGCGCGACGAGUAACACCUCCGAUCUCCGUGCGGGCUCUUGUACCUCUUGCGAGGUUUCCCCACAGGAUAUGUCCGCCUACUGGUUUCCCAAGCUCUACUUCCAAGACCCCACAAAUGGGACCUUUGAGGAAGUUGACAACGGCGGUCUACUCGUAUACUACCUCAACCGCGGCAACGAGGACGUCAGCAACGGCGGUCCCGGCCUCAAGGCAUUCCCGCCCGGCUUCCGCAUGAUCAGCGGCGAUGUCGUCUCGCGCAGCGACCAGGGUGGCCAGGGCUACGAUACUCAACAGGAGCUCGCGCAGAGCGCGAUCCAAUGGGAGUGCUUGAGGUAUAACUCGAACACGACGGGGUACAACGGGUUUGGCUUCCCUAACACCACCUGCGAGGCUGGGUUAAACGCCCGUAUCCAGUUCCAGUCCUGCUGGGACGGCGUCAACCUUGACUCCCCUGACCACCAGUCGCACGUCGCCUACUUGUCUGGCCUUGACAAUGGUGCCUGCCCCGAUACGCACCCCGUCGGCCUGAUGCACCUUUUGUACGAAAUUACCUGGGACGUCGACGCCUUCGCCUCCCGCUGGACGCCUCCCAACUGGCCGUUCGUCUACGCCACCGGCGAUCCGACCGGGUACUCGCAGCACGGCGACUUCCUGAGUGGAUGGGACGAGACCGCGCUGCAGAACGCGAUUGACAACUGCAACAACCCGAACGAUGCGACGGGCCAGGGUGACACGGCCGCCUGCCAGUACUUGACGGUUUUACCUGCGUCCACGGCGGACCAGUGCAGCCUGGCGCCUAUUGUCGACGAGCCCAUCGGGCCUACACUUUCAAAGCUUCCUGGAUGCAACCCCAUCCAAAGUGGCCCCCAGAAUGCGACGCUUUACAGUACUACGGAUUGCCCAAUCUAA